AGUUAAGACCCGAAAAGGCCAGAGAGAAGCAGAAAAACUGCCACACCGACCGAAUCCGUAAUAAAAAAUCCAUCGCGAUGGAUGUGGAAGUCGAUGACAAAGACCUAAAAGCCGCUGGCGCCGAGAUUUUAACCGAUGGCCGUCAUGGACUCCGCAUCCAUGGCUGGGAAAUCGUAUCUUGCAACGGCGCCAUUCUCAAGUCCUCCUCUCUGAUCACAUGGGAAGACAAGCUAAAAACUUCUCAUUUACCAGAGAUGGUUUUUGGAGAAAGUUGUUUAGAACUUAAACAUGCGACUAGUGGUACCAAAAUUCAUUUCAAUGCGUUUGAUGCCCUAACUGGCUGGAAACAAGAGGCUUUACCUCCGGUCGAAGUCCCUGCUGCUGCACAAUGGAAAUCUAGAAGCAAACCAUUCCAGCAGGUGAUAUUGGAUUAUGAUUAUACAUUCACGACGCCUUAUUGUGGUAGUGAAACAAUGGAAUUGGAUAUAGAGAAGAAAGACAGCGGGGGAAUUUUGGAGGCUAGCUGCAGCCCCUGUUGGGAAGACUGUGAAGAGCAAAUUGAUGUGGUUGCACUUGCUUCAAAAGAGCCUAUUCUUUUCUAUGAUGAGGUAGUCUUGUAUGAAGAUGAACUGGCUGAUAAUGGGGUGUCACUUUUAACUGUAAAAGUGAGAGUCAUGCCAAGUUGCUGGUUUCUUCUUUUGCAAUUCUGGCUUAGAGUUGAUGGGGUGCUAAUGAGAUUAAGGGACACUCGUAUGCAUUGUGCUUUUAGUGAAAGUGCAAAUCCUAUUGUUCUUCGAGAAAGCUGCUGGAGAGAAGCCACCUUUGAAGCUCUGGCUGCUAAAGGAUAUCCUACAGAUUCUGCUUCAUAUAGUGAUCCAAGCAUCAUCAGCCAAAGGCUUCCCGUCAUCGUACACAAGACUCAAAAGCUUAAGGUCCACUGUAAUUUUUGAGGCUGUAAAUUGUCUUUGUGCAUGAAGAUUUGAAUUGCUUACAAUGUUGAGGCCAUAUAGAAAUGAAGUCUUUUCACGUGGAUUGUGGAUUUUAUUUGCUUAUUAGACUGUAAACUAUUUUAUGAUUUUAUUUGUGGAAAGAGAAAAAGGAAACGAUAUUCAAUGGAUGAACAAAGAUAUUAGUUUAAGAUA
This is a messenger RNA of Populus euphratica (Euphrates poplar), 1142 nucleotides long. RefSeq names its product TIP41-like protein. Lineage: Eukaryota; Viridiplantae; Streptophyta; Magnoliopsida; Malpighiales; Salicaceae. The record is from RefSeq and is a predicted model, not a curated record. The transcript has 8 exons. Bases 78 to 950 code for a protein of 290 amino acids. Gene Ontology annotation, biological process: TOR signaling. Gene Ontology annotation, cellular component: cytosol.